Messenger RNA from Candida dubliniensis CD36, 825 nucleotides. RefSeq lists its product as uncharacterized. Gene Ontology annotation, cellular component: cytoplasm; nucleus. The transcript has a single exon. Gene Ontology annotation, molecular function: heat shock protein binding. The coding region runs from base 1 to 825 and encodes 274 amino acids. The record is from RefSeq and is a predicted model, not a curated record. Lineage: Eukaryota; Fungi; Ascomycota; Pichiomycetes; Serinales; Debaryomycetaceae.
AUGGGUAUUCCAUUCCCUGACAUUGACCCGUACGAAAAAUUAGGGGUAUUGAAGGACUCUAGUCCCCUAGAGAUUAAAAAAACAUAUAAAAAGCUUUGUCUUAAAUACCAUCCUGAUAAAUUACGACAGAACAACAACGAAAAUGACAAAGAUAAACAACAAGAAAUGUUCACCAAAAUACAAUUUGCAUUCAGUAUAUUAAAUGAUCCAGCGAAAAGGAAGAGAUAUGAUAAUACAGGAUCUUUAGCAGAUUAUGAUUUAGACGAUGAAGGGUUUGAUUGGAAGGAUUAUUUCGAAUCCAUUAAUGAAAAAAUAACAGUUGAGAUGGUUGAAGAAGACAGAUUGAAAUAUCAAGGUUCAGAAGAAGAAAAAUACGAUAUUUUAAACAAUUUCAUUUAUUAUGAUGGAGAUUUUCUUAAAUUAUUUGAAUUGAUUCCACAUUUAGAGUUCACCGAAUCAGAAGAACAAAGAGUUUACAAGAUUAUUGAUAAAGAGUUGAAUAAUUUACAAGUCAAUGAUAGUGUACGAAAAUCAUGGGAGAAAUAUACCAAAUCAAGAAAAACUAAAGUGAAACAAAUGUUAAAGAAGUUAGCUAAAGAAGCUAAACAAGCAGAAGAGUUACAGCAACUACUUAAGAAUAAACCUAAAAAGGAUCAAGACUUGACUAGUUUAAUUAAAAGUCGUCAAGCAAAUCGAUUAGAUGAUUUAAUUAAUAAUUUGGAAAGUAAAUAUAAGGAUAAAAAGGGGAAGAAGAGAUCUCCUAAAGAUAUAGAUGAAGAUGAAUUUGAAAGAAUUCAAAAUGAAAUUAUAAAGAAAAAGAAGUAA